AUUAAGCUGUAAAUUAACCAGCAUAGCUUCUUUGACGAUGAAAAAUAUUUGAACACAAUUUUGUUUGCAGUUAUAUAGACAUGAAUCACAAUGACACAAUCUAUUGUUGUUCAAGUUGGACAAUGUGGAAAUCAGAUUGGUUGUAGAUUCUGGGAUCUUGCAUUAAGAGAGCAUGCAGCUGUCAACAAGAGUGGUAAUUAUGAUGAAUCAUUAAGCAGCUUUUUCAGAAAUGUUGAUUCACGAUAUGAUGAUCCAGCCAACAUACCAAUGGGUAGUGGUAAAGGAAAGAUUAAAGCACUCAAAGCUAGAGCUGUUUUGGUUGAUAUGGAAGAGGGGGUUGUCAGUGAAAUGAUGAAGGGACCAUUAAGAGAAGUGUUCGACUUUCAGCAGUUGAUAACUGAUGUGUCUGGUUGUGGAAAUAAUUGGGCUGUAGGACAUAAGAUGUAUGGCGCACAGUAUAGAGAACAGUUAUCUGAUGUUAUUAGGAGAGCUGCUGAGUUCUGUGACUGUCUACAGUGUUUCUUUAUUCUACAUUCCAUGGGCGGAGGUACUGGAUCUGGUGUUGGUACAUUUAUAUUGAAUUUGUUGGAAGAAGACUAUCCUGAUGUAUAUAGAUUUGUAACAGCAGUUUAUCCAUCAGCAGAAGAUGAUGUUGUUACCUCCCCUUACAACAGUGUUUUAGCCAUGCAUCAGUUAACAGAGAAAGCUGAUUGUGUCUUGCCUGUUGAAAAUCAGGCAUUAAUGGAUAUUGUUAACAAAAUAGGUCAGGCCAUACCCUCAUCUAGAACCGGUAAAAAGACAUUCUUCCCUACAGAUGUGAAGGCAGGAAGUGCUAUACAUAUGGGAGAUGGUGGACUGACAAAGACCUCAGAGGAAAAACCAUUUGAUAGCAUGAAUAAUAUUGUUGCAAAUCUUCUCUUGAAUAUGACAAGUUCUGCAAGAUUUGAAGGAUCAUUGAAUGUAGAUUUGAAUGAAAUCACCAUGAAUUUAGUGCCAUUUCCAAAGUUACAUUAUUUAGUGGCAAGUCAGAGUCCCCUUUACACAUCUGCAGAUGUCCACUUGCCACCCAGAAAAUUAGAUCAAAUGUUUUCCGAUGCAUUUUCCAGAGAUCAUCAACUACUGCGAGCAGAUCCUAAACAUAGCCUUUAUUUAGCAUGUGCCUUGAUGGUACGGGGAAAUGUAGAAAUCUCAGAUGUUAGGAGAAAUAUUGAAAGACUUAAACCAAACUUAAAGUUUAUCCACUGGAACCAAGAAGGUUGGAAGACAGGACUGUGUGCAGUGCCACCUGUUGGUCAAUCUUAUUCUUUACUGACAUUAGCUAAUAAUACAUGUAUACAACAUUCCUUUACAGACCUCAGGGAUCGAUUCGUUAAAUUAUAUAAACGCAAGGCACAUGUCCAUCAUUAUACACAUAUAGAAGGAAUGGAGGUAUCAGACUUUAACCAGAGCUAUGAAUCUCUUAAUACUCUGAUAGAUGAAUAUCAGGCACUGGAAAAACAAAUGCAUAAUCCACCGCCACCAGAACCAAGACUGCAGAUAAUGACGUGACAGCGAAAUAAAUUGUUGAUUUUA
Molecule: messenger RNA, 1572 nt
Organism: Mytilus trossulus (common blue mussel)
Lineage: Eukaryota; Metazoa; Mollusca; Bivalvia; Mytilida; Mytilidae
Product: tubulin epsilon chain-like
Exons: 12
Coding region: 91-1548 (485 amino acids)
Biological process (GO): mitotic cell cycle; microtubule cytoskeleton organization
Cellular component (GO): cytoplasm; microtubule
Molecular function (GO): GTP binding; structural constituent of cytoskeleton
Source: RefSeq, a predicted model, not a curated record